This is a messenger RNA of Daucus carota subsp. sativus, 2024 nucleotides long. Its product is annotated as glutamyl-tRNA reductase 1, chloroplastic. The record is from RefSeq and is a predicted model, not a curated record. Bases 80 to 1699 code for a protein of 539 amino acids. Lineage: Eukaryota; Viridiplantae; Streptophyta; Magnoliopsida; Apiales; Apiaceae. The transcript has 3 exons. Gene Ontology annotation, molecular function: NADP binding; glutamyl-tRNA reductase (NADP+) activity. Gene Ontology annotation, biological process: tetrapyrrole biosynthetic process.
AAUAUUUACACCUCUCUCUCCUGUCUGAAAUUCUUUUGGGAGAGAUUCAUAUCAUAGAGGAGUUUUAAGGAAGGGGGCAAUGGCAGUUCCAAGUGCUUUUGCAGGGCCCAAGUUGGAGAAUAUUUUUCUGGGGAAUGCUUCCCACAACGGGGUGGUGUUUUGUAAGCCCAGAAAAGCUGUCUUCCCAAGAAACUCCACGAGUCUUAGGUGCGAACAGCAGCAGCUUCAGACAACUAAUGACAAUGUUAUCGUUGACAAUUCUACUAAGACUCCUUCUUCUUCAAGUCUCUCCGCUCUCCAACAGCUCAAAUCCUCUGCUGCUGACAGGUAUACAAAGGAGAGAAGCAGCAUUGUAGUCAUUGGGCUCAGUAUUCACACAACACCUGUUGAAAUGCGUGAGAAACUCGCUAUUCCUGAAGCUGAAUGGCCCCGAGCUAUUAGUGAGCUAUGUAGCUUGAAUCAUAUUGAAGAGGCUGCUGUUCUUAGUACCUGCAACAGGAUGGAGAUAUAUGUUGUAGCUUUGUCUCAGCACCGUGGCGUCAAAGAAGUGACCGAGUGGAUGUCAAAGACAAGUGGGGUACCAGCUUCUGACCUUUGUGAGCAUCGAUUUUUGCUGUAUAACAAUGAUGCUACCCAACACAUCUUUGAAGUAUCAGCAGGGCUUGAUUCACUGGUGCUAGGAGAAGGUCAAAUUCUUGCGCAGGUCAAACAAGUUGUCAAAGUUGGGCAAGGAGUUGUAGGCUUUGGGAGGAACAUCAGUGGGUUGUUUAAGCAUGCAAUUACUGUCGGGAAGAGGGUUAGAAGUGAGCUAAAUAUUGCAUCAGGGGCAGUUUCAGUCAGUUCAGCUGCUGUGGAACUGGCAUUGAUGAAGCUACCUAAAACCUCCCAUAGUACUGCUAGAAUGUUAUUAAUAGGGGCAGGAAAGAUGGGAAAGCUUGUAAUUAAACACUUGGCAGCCAAAGGAUGCACAAAAAUGGUGGUCGUGAACAGAAGUGAGGAGAGAGUAACUGCUAUUCGUGAAGAGCUGCAUGGUAUUGAGAUAAUCUACAAACCCCUUACAGAUAUGCUAGCCGCUGCUGCAGAGGCAGAUGUCAUCUUUACCAGCACUGCUUCGGAAACACCAUUAUUUCUCAAAGAGCAUGUAGCAGAUCUUCCACCUGUUGGUUCAGAUGUUGGAUCUGUGAGACUUUUUGUUGACAUUUCUGUUCCUAGAAAUGUUGGCUCCUGCAUUAAGGAGCUAGAAACUGCACGAGUUUACAAUGUGGAUGACCUUAAGGAGGUUGUGUCAGCAAAUAAGGAGGAUCGACUUAGAAAAGCAAAGGAAGCUCAGACCAUAAUAGCUGAGGAAUCGAAGCAAUUUGCAGCCUGGAGGGAUUCACUUGAAACUGUUCCAACCAUAAAGAAGUUACGAGCCUACGCCGAAAGAAUCAGACUCGCAGAGCUGGAUAAAUGUCUGUCAAGAAUGGGCGAUGACGUUACAAAGAAAACAAAAAAAGCAGCUGAUGAUCUCAGCCGGGGUAUAGUAAACAAGCUUCUCCAUGGUCCCAUGCAGCAUCUGAGAUGUGAUGGCAGUGACAGCCGAACUUUAACAGAGACACUAGAGAAUAUGCAUGCCCUUAACAGGAUGUUUAGUCUGGAAGCUGAAAUAUCUGUUCUGGAACAAAAGGUCCGAGCUAAGGUGGAGCAGAACCAGAAGUAAGCUCCCUUACAUUUAUGUAGUUUAUAUAUAGCGACACUGAUCAUCACGUUUUGGAGUCCGAAUAAGAGAGGAAGUUUCUAAUCUUGCUGUCAUUAUUUGAGCCGUUGUGAAUCUUCAUCCGGAUAUAUACACAAAAUUGAAGCCUUCAUUGGCUCGCCAUUUAUUUAAAUGCUGCUAAGUCUAUACUGUUCAACUCUCCUGUGUUUUUCAUAAUGCCUAUACGGUCGGUGUAAUUAACAGAUUGAACUUGGUUUUCUUCCCUGAGUGAUGUUGUCCAAUGUAAUGAAUGAACAGAUGCGCUUCUCAGGGGGCAGUUUCCACAACA